This is a messenger RNA of Exaiptasia diaphana, 3105 nucleotides long. RefSeq names its product ubiquitin carboxyl-terminal hydrolase CYLD. Gene Ontology annotation, cellular component: cytosol. NCBI's taxonomy places the organism in Eukaryota, Metazoa, Cnidaria, Anthozoa, Actiniaria, Aiptasiidae. Gene Ontology annotation, molecular function: K63-linked deubiquitinase activity; cysteine-type deubiquitinase activity. The record is from RefSeq and is a predicted model, not a curated record. Gene Ontology annotation, biological process: protein K63-linked deubiquitination.
AUUGAGCAACAUUUCAAAGAAGAAGAUGACAUUAAAGCUAAUUCAAGUGAAGAGAUAACAGAUCCAAAGCUGAUCAAACAACAAAAUGAAAUACUCAAAGCUAUAAGAGCUGAACAAGCUAGUAAAUUAGACCAAGAAACAGGAAGAUUACCUGAACAAAAUCUAGAGGGAGCAAUCACUGACGAUUCCUACAACAGAAGGCCAGUUUGUUCUUGGGGGCAUCUUAGGGUCCAUCCUGUUAAUUCACGAUUUUAUGGAACGAAGAGUGACAUACAGCUACCAGCUGCUGAGGCAGUUACUGACUCACACAUUGAGAGCUAUAGUAAUGAAAUGAUGCAAAGGAAAGUACCCAGAGGCACACAUCAAACAAGUCAUAGCACAGAUUCUCCUUCCUCUGUCCCUAUCAGCCAARGUCAAACCAGUACCUCAGACCAAAGCAAAACAAGUCACUUGCMGACUGAAUCAAGGCUGGAAGGGAUGGUAAUAAGCACGAGUGAUGGACACGUUGAGCAACAUUUCAAAGAAGAAGAUGACAUUAAAGCUGAAUUAGAAAGUCAUGUACAAGAAAUCAAUGUAUUGAAAAGAGAAGAUGAUCUAGAUGUAUAUCUUAUGGGUCUUGAGGUUGGAUCCCURGUAGAGGUACCCAUGACUAACAAUAGAAGUCAGUUUGGUGUGAUUCGAUGGAUUGGUAAACUACCAGAUUUAAAAGAUAGAAUUGUAGCUGGUUUAGAGCUGGAAGAAGAGCAGGCUUCAUGUAACGAUGGAGUGUUUCAUGGAAUAAGAUACUUCACUUGUCCUCCUGGAAGAGGAUUCUUUGUUAACUUGGCAAAUUGUAGAAGAGAUUCACGCUUUCUGGAAAAGUCUCUGGUUGAUGUUUCUAAAUAUACAAGCAAAGCAUUUGGCAGUCUUGAUUCACCUAUCGUAGAAGGCACAGUGCCCCCUCCUGACUCCUUAGAUUAUGAACGGCAAGGCAAAAUGAGGGGGAUUCAAGGGCAUCAUAAUUCCUGYUACCUGGAUGCUACACUGUUYGGCAUGUUUGCUUUUACCACUGUCUUUGAUAGUUUACUGUAUAGAAGCAAGACUGAAAGUGAUCUUGAUCAGUAUGAAACAGUUCAGAAGGUCUUAAAGGAUGGUAUCGUAAAUCCUCUAAGAAGUAAUGGUUUUGUAAGAGCAGAUAGAGUUCUUCAGUUAAGAAAGUUGUUGGAUGAACUUGGAUCUACUUCUGGUCUUAUGAAUGAAGAAAAAGACCCAGAGGAAUUUCUUAACACACUUCUUCAACAAGUACUUAAGAGUGAACCWUUACUGAAAUUAAAGAUUCCAAAUAACCGGUGCGAGGAGUCCAACUAUUACCAGAUCAUCACGGAGAAAGAUGAAUCGAUUGUAUUGGCUUCUGUACAGCAACUAGUUGAGCAAUCCUUCUUUUUCUCAGAUCUCAAGCUUAGUGAGGUUCCAUCAUGCAUGAUACUGCAAAUGCCAAGAUUUGGUAAGAAAUACAAGAUGUAUGAUCUAAUUCUUCCAGACCUAAAACUAGACAUAACACACAUCUUGGAAAAUGUUCCACGUGAGUGCUCUGUGUGUGGUUACGUUUCAAGUUAUGAAUGCAAAGAAUGCUACCAGGAAAAAUGUCUGAAACGUGAAAAUGGAAUUUCUAGUUUCUGCAAAGAGUGCAAUACCAGGUGGCAUUCACACAGUACACGAUUAAGCCAUAAACCAACACCCAUCCUCGUACCAAGGGAAUAUAGCAAAUAUGUAUCAGAAUACGAAAGCCAAAGUAAAGAACGCACAACUAUUGAUAAACAAACUAUGGAACUGUUUGCUGUUGUGUGCAUAAACACAAGUCACUAUGUUGCUUUUGUGAAGUGUGGGACAAUGCCUGGAUCAGAGUGGUGUUUCUUUGAUAGCAUGGCUGACAGAAAAGGAGAAAAAAAUGGUUAUAACAUUCCAUCAGUAACACCAUGUCCAGAGGCAUCAAAAUGGCUUAAUGCAGAACCAGAGGAGAUUAUAAGUGCUAAUAAGAAAGGGGAAUUACCUCCUUCUAUGAAAAGACUGUUUGGAGAYGCUUAUAUGUGUAUGUACCAGAAUCUUGAAAUGACCAUGUACAAAUAGACACUACUAAAUUGGAAAAUUGGACCUGCCAAUAGUCURAUGAGUGAUCCUCAAAAGUGGACAAAUAGCUGUGAAUACACCUGCCAGUAGCCUAACAGAUUAUCCUCAAAGAUGGGAAUAGAAUUGAAAAUUACCUAACGAAAAUUCUCCAAAAGUGGACAAAUAGCCUUUGAAAAUACCCUUACAUGUAGUCUUCAAACAUUGACAAUGUGCAAUGGAAAACAUACAACUGCUAAUAACCUCAGUAUACAACUAACAUUAAAAGAACAUUACAUAGGAUUGUUUGCUUUGAGAGUGACAGCUGGUCAUUUUGACGGGCCUUUGACAAUGAUCUAUGCCCAAGGACCUCACUAAAAGAAAGAUAAAACUCAAAAUAAUGUUCUCAUUACAUUUAGCCAUGAAAGUAGUCUUCAAAGGUGGACAAAUGCCCUUGAAAUGACAGCAUGAAUAAGUCAUGAGGUGAAGAAUCACUUGAAUUCAAUAUAAAUGUACAGGUGUUAGACCAUCCAAACUUAACAUACUGAACAAGUCUUUGAAUACAAGGUCCUGUGUAGGGUAGAAAUGCAUUACAAAUAUUUAAAAAUCAAGCUUGCAGUCUUAGUGCUUUGCAAGUCUGUUGUGGUUACCAUGUAGUGACUUCCACAGGCAAUUUCUCCUUGAAACGCAAAAAAGGUAAACCAUUCACUKGAAAGUGAAUCAAACAAUGUAAUGGUWGCUAUACUAGUGUUAAAGAACCCUUGAAGAUCAUGGGAAUAUACCCCAUCUGGAGGACCAAACAAGCCGMUUUGAAGGUUAUAUACAAGGGUUCUAUAACAAAGGACAGUCACCAUUAUCUUACCGUGAAAUAAUUUUAAUUUGUUUUGUUUGAUUUACUAUCUUGGGAAUAGUUCCCAAAGGAAUUGCCUGUAGGAGAGCCUAGAGCAAGCAGUUACAAGAUAAAGUAGAAAAGCUGAAAAAAAUAAAGAACUGAAAACAUAUUAAAGUUAAUUGUUGACUGUA